Messenger RNA from Stylonychia lemnae, 1161 nucleotides. The record is from the annotation of a GenBank genome assembly. NCBI's taxonomy places the organism in Eukaryota, Ciliophora, Spirotrichea, Sporadotrichida, Oxytrichidae.
AUGAAUUUUCGGACUACGGCUUUAACCCUGAGGUUGAUGAAACAUUAAUUUUUUGCUAAUCUGGAUCUAAAGAUAGAAAUUCCCUUAGCUGAGUUUAUGAGAAAAUAAAUGACACUAACUGUUAAAAACACAUUAGCUGCUUCUAAAAAAAAUAAUUUCACGUAUUUGGAGAAAAAUAGUCAUCGAUAUAAAGACGAGGAUCUUAAUGUGAGGGACACAUUAGGCAACACACCAUUAUUUUAUGCAGUCUCAGCUUCUCACUAUGAAACUGUUGAGACUCUGCUAAGAUUAGGAGCUGAUGUGAAUUGCAAGAAUGAAUUUGGCAAUACCCCAUUGCACUAAGCAUUGAUUAUAGGCUAGAGCUAGUAGAUAAUAAAUUUACUGAUAAAUUUUAGAGCUGAUCUAAAAGCCCUAAAUAACUUCAAUCAAACGCCCGUAUUUUUUACAUCAAAAAGACUAGCAAAGGGUCUAGGACUUUAAAAAUUAACAGCUAGUAUAGUAUCAUACAGCGAGAUCUCUGAUAAUAAGUUCCAACUGGAUGACAAACUAAUGGCUAAAGUUCGUGAACUCAGAUAAAAGUAUAAUUAAAGAGUAAGUAAAAUGCCGAUCAACAUCUAGAAUCCUGAAAGCAAAAGAAGUAAUAAUUAUUAGUAAUUCUCAAGUAAUAAUCUAAAAGGUUUGAUACAUUUAGAUUUUAAAACUGGUAAAAAAUCAUAGCAAAAUUAGUAAUUCAAGAAAGCUCUCGAAACAUAGUAUACUUCACCAACAGCUUCAAUGUACAUAUCCCGCAAGAACUCGGUCAUCAGAUAAACAAUGAACAAAAAAAUAAUGUAUAAUGGACAGCAUUAAAAUAUCUUUAAUACUGAUACUAAAUAGCAAUCCCGAUUCCAUCAAAGAAAGCCAAGUCAGUAGUCGUAAAGCUCAGCGAAUUUAAGCCAAAACAUGAUCAAAAGGAAAAAUUAAAUGGAUUAAAAACCAUUCUUAUUUAGAAGAAAGUCAUCUAUUCUAAAUGAGUAUGAUGAUAGCUUUGUUCAGUAAUUACCAGGAUUUAGUGAUGAUACUCAUUACAAAGAAUCAUACAGGGGAUUAUACAAGCCUCAGAAAAGUUACUCAAUAGAUAAAAUUGAAGCUGUUAAUCAAAGUUAAUAAAUUGAUAAAUGA